Messenger RNA from Maudiozyma barnettii, 1575 nucleotides. RefSeq names its product serine/threonine protein kinase MEK1 (gene MEK1). Gene Ontology annotation, cellular component: nucleus; cytoplasm. The coding region runs from base 1 to 1575 and encodes 524 amino acids. The transcript has a single exon. Gene Ontology annotation, molecular function: protein serine/threonine kinase activity; ATP binding; protein binding. Gene Ontology annotation, biological process: meiotic recombination checkpoint signaling; protein phosphorylation. The record is from RefSeq and is a predicted model, not a curated record. NCBI's taxonomy places the organism in Eukaryota, Fungi, Ascomycota, Saccharomycetes, Saccharomycetales, Saccharomycetaceae.
AUGACUAAAAUACUUGGGUGUCUGGAACUGCUGGAGACACAAUCGUUAGAGUUAUCAAGGUUGAACGAUGUAGAUGGUAUCACUGAGGAUGACAUUCUGAGCCGCAUUAUUCCAAUAAAAUCUCACCGCAUUAUUAAAUUAGGUAGGAACAAUAAAGAGGCACAUCUUGUUAUCGAUCAUCCAGUAGUUUCAGCUAUUCAUUGUAUCAUUUGGUGCGUCCUCUUUGAUGAAGAAAGUUUCCCAAUGUGUUAUAUUAAGGACGUCUCUUUGAAUGGAACUAAGAUUAAUGGUGAAGUUUUGUUGAAAGAUGCAAGUUAUUUGUUAAAGGAUAAAGAUAUCAUCAGUAUUGAAUGUGAUUCAGGUAUAAUCUGUUCAUUGAAAUUUGUAGAUACUAUAGCUAGAAAACCAAAUACUGAUUUGUUAAAACAAUUGAAUGUGGAACGUUAUGUUGACGGUUGGGAAAUUUCAACUAGGGUCGUCGGUAACGGUACUUUUGGUCAUGUCCUUGUUUGUGGGAAUAAAAAUAUUGACAAUAAAAGUCAAAAGAAUGAUGAUACUUUACAAAAAAAUUACGCUGUUAAGAUUAUUAAGUUAAAACCAAAUAAAUUAAACAAGGAGGCUAAGAUAUUAUUGCAAUUAAAUCAUCCAAACAUUAUUAAAGUAUAUUAUACUCAUAUGGAUUUAAAUAAUAACUUGUUCAUAUUUCAAGAUUUGAUAUCUGGGGGUGAUUUAUUCUCAUAUUUAGCUAAAACUGAUUGCCUUACUGCGAUACCAGAGACUGAGUCUCUAUUAAUAGUUUAUCAAAUUCUCUUGGCUCUCAGAUAUUUACAUAAGAGAGGUGUGGUUCACAGAGAUCUUAAAUUGGAUAAUAUUCUAUUGGCAUCCCCAGAACCUUGCACAAAGAUUACUCUCGCAGACUUCGGUAUCGCUAAACAUUUGACCUCUACAAAGACUAGAAUGCAUACUGUGGUAGGUACUCCAGAGUAUUGUGCACCAGAGGUGGGUUUCAAAGCCAAUAGAGAGAUGUAUCAAACUUUUUCUAGGGCAGCAACUUUAUCAGACAGAGAUAUUGGUUACAGCAAUAAAUGUGAUCUAUGGUCUCUGGGGGUUAUUACACAUAUUAUGCUUACUGGUAUAUCUCCAUUUUAUGGUGAUGGAACAGAAAAAUCAAUUAUUGAAAGUGCGAUGAGAGGUAAUAUUAAUUAUAACAUUAGACAUUGGGAAAAAAUAAGUUCAACGGCAAAGGAGUUUGUGAAAAACUUAUUACAAGUAGACGUUCGAGAAAGGUUUGAUAGCAAUCAAGCAAUUAAUCAUCCCUGGAUUAAAGUCCAUCGGAAUCAAUUGGAUCAAAUUUAUCAGAAAAAAAUAUUACAACAAGGUACAACAAGUACACCAAUAACCUCUCUUUCAAAUUCUGGGAACCUUGCAAAAGCUAUCUUGGUUCAGGAUACAGGAAACCUCAUUGAAAAGUCUAAAAUGAAUUGGAAGCGUAAAUUGCCGAAGACUAUUGUGGUCUCCAAUAAAAAGAUGAAAUUGAACACAUUGCAUAAAUACACUAGUAAACAAAAAAUAUAA